This is a messenger RNA of Phaeodactylum tricornutum CCAP 1055/1, 918 nucleotides long. RefSeq lists its product with no specific name. Gene Ontology annotation, cellular component: mitochondrial degradosome. NCBI's taxonomy places the organism in Eukaryota, Bacillariophyta, Bacillariophyceae, Surirellales, Neidiaceae. The transcript is spliced from 3 exons. Gene Ontology annotation, biological process: mitochondrial RNA 3'-end processing; RNA catabolic process. Gene Ontology annotation, molecular function: ATP binding; RNA helicase activity. The record is from RefSeq and is a predicted model, not a curated record. The annotation marks the transcript as partial.
AUGCUCGAUAAUAAGACGGAUUUGACAAAGCCCCACGAAUGGUACCCGCAUGCGCGCUUGAAUCGGCGAAAAGUAAUUUACCACGGAGGUCCGACGAACUCUGGGAAAACGUAUGAAGCGUUGGAACGCCUCAAGCUAGCCAACAAGGGGAUGUACUUAGGACCGUUGCGAUUGUUGGCGGCUGAAAUUUAUGAAAAGCUUACUGCCGCAGGCGUCUAUUGCAAUCUAUACACGGGUCAGGAGCGUCGAGAGAUUCCGUUUGCUACGCAUGGCGCGGCUACUGUUGAGAUGGCUUCAGUUGUUGACGAUUUCGACGUGGUGGUCAUUGAUGAAAUUCAGAUGAUAGAAGACCAGGAGAGAGGAUUUGCAUGGACGAGAGCCUUACUGGGCUCUCGGGCAAAAGAAAUACAUGUCUGUGGAGGGCUCGAAGCGAAAGAGAUCGUUGAGCGAAUCGCAAAAGCAUGUGGUGAUGACUUUGAGCUUCGAACGUACAAACGAUUCGCUGAACUCAAGGUCUCCGUCCAAUGUCUUGCAAAAAGCUUGAAAGACGUCAAUAGCUACAAGAAUGUUCAGGCUGGUGACUGUAUAGUUGCCUUCAGUCGCAACGAUAUUUUUGCAAUCAAACGAGAGAUAGAAACCGCUACAAGCUACAAAUGCUGCGUUAUUUAUGGCUCGCUCCCUCCAGAGACAAGAUCGGAGCAAGCGCGUCGCUUUAAUAACCCUAAUUCUGGCUAUGACAUUCUUGUGGCUUCUGAUGCUAUUGCAAUGGGAUUGAAUCUUAGCAUUCGGCGUAUCAUUUUUAACUCGAUGUACAAGCAUGACGGAACAGGGAUCGUCAGACUUGGCCACUCUGCAGUCAAGCAAAUAAGUGGACGGGCUGGACGAAGAAACAGUCUUUAUCCUUUUGGAGAAGUAAGU